Molecule: messenger RNA, 1400 nt
Organism: Acanthaster planci (crown-of-thorns starfish)
Lineage: Eukaryota; Metazoa; Echinodermata; Asteroidea; Valvatida; Acanthasteridae
Product: scavenger receptor cysteine-rich domain-containing protein DMBT1-like
Biological process (GO): collagen fibril organization; peptidyl-lysine oxidation
Cellular component (GO): membrane
Molecular function (GO): protein-lysine 6-oxidase activity; calcium ion binding
Source: RefSeq, a predicted model, not a curated record
CUGGGAACACUCACAACAGAGGCCGACUUGAAAUCUUCUUUGAUGGGGAAUGGGGCACCAUUUGUGGCAACUCCUGGGGACUCAAUGAAUCUCAGGUGGCUUGUUGGCAGAUGGGUUUCCCUGGUGCCAUCAGGGCAAUUCAAAGAAAACCGUACGGAAAUGCAACUGGACCGAUACAUCUUGGCAGUGUUAGAUGUACUGGCCUGGAGGAGAGCUUGGAUAGCUGUCAGCACGCUGGGAUUGGAGUUCAUAAUUGUUCUCAUGGUCAAGACAUUGGCAUUGAUUGUAAAUCAGCGCGUUUAGUGGAUGGUUUGAGUUCAAGCGAAGGACGUGUGGAAGUGUACAAUGGUAAUGCUUGGGGAACAAUCUGCCUCGAUGACUGGGACCUGCUUGACGCAUCAGUCAUCUGUCGACAAUUCGGUUUCGAGCAAGCAGUUCAAGCAGCGGAAUUCACCGUUCCGGUCGAUGGACAGGAGAUACUCAUGACUGAUCUUGAGUGUGUGGGUAAUGAAACAACAGUGUUUGAAUGUCAGCACACUGAACCCGAAGAUGUCCGUUGUCGACAUCAAAAUGUUGCAGGAGUAAAAUGUGCUAAUGUACGUCUAGUUGAUAGCAGUAAAGGUAACGAAGGUCGGCUUGAAGUCUUCCUUGACGGUGAAUGGGGCGUGGUUUGUAGCAAUUCGUGGGGACUAAACGAAUCUGAGGUGGCUUGCCGACAGCUGGGAUUCCCUACUGCCAUCAAGGUUACACAAGGGAAGUUUUCUGGAAACGGAAGUUCACCGAUUCACUUGUACAGUGUCAAGUGCCGUGGCGUUGAGCGUGACCUGGAGAGUUGCCAGCGUGAAGUUGGAAAAAACGAUGAUUGUACUUAUAAAACCGUAGACGUUGUGUGUGCCAAACGAGUUCAUUUGGUAAAUGCAAUUAGCUCUAACGAAGGUCGAGUGGAAGUAUUCCUCAACGGAUCCUGGAGGAUGGUCUGUGGUGACGGCUGGGACAUACAAGACGCCACAGUCAUAUGCCGGGAACUAGGGUUCGGGGAAGCUUUGUCUACAAUUGCUACCAUUGAUAGAGGUGUCAAGCGCGAAGUCUUAGCGGCGUUUAACCUGAGGUGUGCAGGUGACGAGAAGGCGGUGAUUGAUUGCCGAUAUGACGCCACAAGUGACUGCUCGCUUGAGGAAGUUGCCGAAGUCAGAUGUGCUUCCGAAUGCGUGCUUCACCGAGACUCCUCCAAUGUCGUAAUGCUGAUAUCAGAUGAGCAGGCUGCCUACCUUCCUGGUGACUCAGUUGAAUACGCCUGUCCAGAUGGAUAUCAUCUCAGUGGGUCCUCAGAAAGGCUGUGUCGGUCAGAUUUCACGUGGUCUGGGGUUCCGGCUGUUUGCCAUGAAGAUUUUCUCUAUUGA